GUAUAAUUGUGCUGCGUAACGUCAUCAGUGAGCGCGCUGGUUUUCGGAGAGGAGGUGGCGGAUGCCGCUUCGAAAUAACAGUAAACUGUCGUCUACCUACGACCUGGUUCUUCUUUCAUUACUGUUGAAAAACAGCUGUUGGGAUGCCAAAGAAAUUCCAGGGUGAGAACUCCAAGGCGGCCACGGCCAGAGCCCGAAAAGCUGAGGCUAAGGCGGUGGCAGACGCCCGCAAGAAGCAGCAAGAAGAAGAUGCUCUCUGGCAGGAAACUGACAAGCAUGUACUCAAAAAAGAGCAAAGGAAGGAUGACAAGGAGAAAAAGAGGCUGGAACUCCUUGAGAGGAAAAAGGAAAAUCAGCGACUUCUCGAUGAGGAGAAUGCUAGACUGAAAGGCAGGUCCCAGCAGGGCGCUGGAUCUGGUGGGAAAGUGACUCGUGCACAGAUCGAGGAGACGCUUCGCAAUGAGCAGCAGCAGCAAGAGCAGGACCAGCUCAAACCGAAAGAGAAAAGCCACCUGGAAACUCCAUUGGAGGAGAAUGUGAACAGAGUUAUCCCUGAAGAAGGAACCGUGGAAGCCAGAACAAUAGAAGAUGCCAUCGCUGUUCUCAGCGUGGGGCCCGAGGACCUGGACCGUCACCCGGAGCGCAGGAUGAAAGCGGCAUUUGCCGCUUACGAGCAAGAAAACAUGCCUCGUCUAAAACAGGAGAAUCCCAACAUGAGAUUGUCACAACUGAAACAGCAAUUGAAGAAAGAAUGGGCAAAAGCACCAGAAAACCCCCUCAACCAGCGCUUUUCCACCUACAACACAAAGUGAAAUUGUGUUCACUAAUGAAAACUGUCUGCCUAUACACACUGGGGACUUCCAUUGAAAAAUUAAAUAAUUUCUUUGGGGGGGAAAAAAUGAGUUCUGCUGACGAGAGCUUCACCGUUAUCAAUCUCUCCAGUGCCACAGGACCUGACUUAUUUUUUCAUUCACUAACGAGGAGAGACUCAUCAUGACCCAUCAAAUAAAAACUGAUCCUCAUGUUUGUGCACAGAGCCUCUAAUGAGGCAUCUCAGCAUCUAAUAAAUGUAACUGCUUUUCUCUCUCUCUCUCUUUUUUCCCCCUAGCACUCCUGGCAAGGUGGGAAGCCAGAUGUUUUGAGAAUAACUUAUUAAAGUUCACUGCUCAAUCAUCAA
This is a messenger RNA of Haplochromis burtoni (Burton's mouthbrooder), 1177 nucleotides long. It is a transcript of the gene ccdc124, whose product is annotated as coiled-coil domain containing 124. The transcript has 5 exons. Gene Ontology annotation, cellular component: nucleus. Bases 144 to 812 code for a protein of 222 amino acids. The record is from RefSeq and is a predicted model, not a curated record. Gene Ontology annotation, biological process: transcription by RNA polymerase II. NCBI's taxonomy places the organism in Eukaryota, Metazoa, Chordata, Actinopteri, Cichliformes, Cichlidae. Gene Ontology annotation, molecular function: transcription coactivator activity.